This is a messenger RNA of Penicillium atrosanguineum, 483 nucleotides long. RefSeq names its product Eukaryotic translation initiation factor eIF-5A. The transcript has 4 exons. Gene Ontology annotation, biological process: positive regulation of translational elongation; positive regulation of translational termination. Gene Ontology annotation, molecular function: translation elongation factor activity; RNA binding; ribosome binding. Lineage: Eukaryota; Fungi; Ascomycota; Eurotiomycetes; Eurotiales; Aspergillaceae. The coding region runs from base 1 to 483 and encodes 160 amino acids. The record is from RefSeq and is a predicted model, not a curated record.
AUGGCUGACGACCGGGACUUCACUUUCGACUCUGCCGAUGCCGGCGCCUCGACCACCUACCCCAUGCAGUGUUCUGCUCUGCGCCAGGGUGGUCACGUUGUCAUCAAGGGUCGCCCCUGCAAGAUUGCCUCUAUGUCUACCUCCAAGACCGGCAAGCACGGUCACGCCAAGGUUAACAUCACUGCCUUCGAUAUCUUCACCGGCAAGAAGCUCGAGGAUCUGUCCCCUUCCACCCACAACAUGGAUGUCCCCCACGUUCAGCGCACUGAGUACCAGCUGCUCGAUAUCACCGAUGAUGGUUUCCUUUCCCUGAUGAAGGAGGACGGUGACACCAAGGAUGAUGUCAAGGUCCCUGACAACGACAUUGGUCAGCGUAUCACCAAGCUCUUCAAGGAUGAGGAGAAGGACACCAACGUCAUCAUCCAGUCCGCCAUGGGUGAGGAGGCUGCCGUUGAUGCCAAGGAGGCUCCCCAGGGCAAAUAA